GAGGGAGAGUGUGUGUGUGUGUGUGUGUGCAGUGUGAAGGAAGAGAGCAGAGAGGGAAGCAGCGUCGGGAGAGUCAACGCAUGUCGCCAGAUCGAGAGAGACAGGGAGAGGACAGGAGCAGCAAGGACUAGGAGGGAGGAAAGGAAUUUGAAAGAGGAGAGAGAAGGGGGAGGCAGUUAAGUCAAGUGGAGAGGAGCCGGCAGUGGUGCAUUGUGGAUGUAAACUUUAUCAUCUGUGGGAUCGGUGGGCAGCGUCUGCAGAGAGGAGGAGAGCGUGCCGGUGGAUUACCAUGCGUGUCCUCUGAUCGCACCAGGAUGCUGCGUCUCCACCAGGGGAAAAGCUGGCCGUGGCUCGCCUGCAGAGGGAAGUCGCACGGAGCAAGAGUGAAGGAACAAUGCGAGAAAAGCUGAUCCACGAGCUAGAGGAAGAGCGACGCCUGCGACUGGAGAGCGAGAAGCGUCUCCGGGAAGUGACGGAGGAGUCGGAGCUGGGACGGGCGCAGAUGGUUUCAAUGCAGCAGCAAUUCUCCAGGAUGGAAGAGACGGUGCGGACGCUGCUGCAGAGCCAGGGCGUCGUGGAGCAGACUGCUGGGGACACCGUGGACCUCAUGAAGGCCUACAAGUAUACACUCUCAGAGGAAGUGCGGAAACAGUACGAGGGCCUUGGAGAAAAUGGCUCCCCGCCGUCGAUUCCUACGGAGCUGCAGCCGAACGAUCCUGAGGAGGACAAAGAGGAAACCAAACCACUUCUGGAACGCCUCCAGGCCCUUGAGGAGAGGAACUCUACCUUGGCCUCGGAGAACGAGAGCCAGAGGGAGCAGUAUGAGCGCUGCCUGGAUGAGGUUGCCAAUCAGGUCGUACAGGCGCUUCUCACCCAAAAGGAUCUCAGGGAGGAGUGUCUGAAGCUGCGGACCCGAGUCUUUGACCUGGAGCAGCAGAAUCGGGCGCUGGGUAUCCUGUUCCAGCAGCGUAUCAAGCCCGCGUCGGACCUGCUUCUCCAGAAACUCCACUCAAGGAUCAUGGAUCUAUCUGCGGCGGAUUUGCUUCUGGAGCCAGAAAGAAGCAAGGCCUUCCUCCUUUCCAGGAACACAGACUCCCCCUCCAGUGAGGUCCAGUUGAAUGGAAAGGCAGGUCUCCCUUUGGCCAAGUGUCUGAGCCAGCUGUCCCUCACAGCGCCGCCCGUGUACCCCCGCAGCAGCUGCAGCAGCAGUGAGUUGUCCCUGUCAAGUGCAUGCAGUGAAUUCUCCAGCGGCUCCUACACCUGGAAUGAUGGACGCUCCUGUGGGAAAAUGUCAUCGCUGACCUGGGAGAAGAGGCUGAGUUUGGGUUCGUCAGCUCCGAGUAACAUCUGCACCCCCCCGGAGGAACCCACAAGGCGAAAGGAGAGCAACAUACUUCAGGGACUGAAAAAGCUCCAGAGGAGGAAGCACAGGAGCUCCUCCGCUUCAGCAAGGGUCUCCAAGUCAGGCGACAAAGACUGCAUGAACUCCAACGAGGGCAUCUACUCCUUGGGUGUCAUGGGUGGAAGCAAGGGGGUGUCCAAUCCCACCCAUGUGGGUAGACCUGCAGCUGUUGGGGGGAAGAACUUCUCUUUUGAUUCUGAUGAUGCUGAUGAUGAAUUGGCAAACUCUUUUCGAGGAGAUAACAUCCCCACUAAGGACAACUGGUUUUACUGUAAGAGGCUCUCCCGCAGCAUAUCGGACAGUUUGUGUAGCUGGGAGGGGCUGCAGGACAGUGGAGGUGGAGGUGGAGGUGGAGGUGGAGGUGGAGGUGGAGGUGGGGGUGAUAGUAGCUCAGGACUCUCGGCUUCAAAACACCUUUCUGGCUGUGAUUCAAAAGAACGUCCCGAGAAACUCAUGAGUUUCAUUAACAGCUUUCUCCCUGAGGGAGGACGGCCCUCAGCUUUUACAAAACCAUCCCUGCUGCGCUUCAAGCCCCCUGACCCACAGGGUCCUAACCCCCUCUCUGAUAUGGAUGAUCCAGAGGAACCCAACUCGGAGUCUAGGGACGUCCGAAUGGUCUUUAGCCAGCAACACGAGCGAGCAGAGAGGGAGUCAAGAGAUGCUGCCAAGAUGAUUGUGCAACAGUGCUUGCGAAGAGAGCAGGGACGCACCCAGUCUGCCGACGGGAGGCCCCGGCCUUUCAGCCUGUUGAAGGAGCCCAAGGGAGCCAUGCGUACUCAGUCUGAGGAGAGCAUCUUGGCAAUAUUUGAUGCAGAAGGGGAGCCCAUUGAACUUUCUUCCCAGAGUCUCACCGCUUGUUCAGGGCCACGAAAUGGCAUUCAAAGUAGCAAAAUAGUCCCCGAUUACGCAGAAAUAAUGCCGAGGGAGAGACCAACGAGGCAAAAAUCUGCAAAUACUGUUAGCUACACUGUUCUUGAAUCUCCUGAGAAGCCAUCUGAAUAUCAAAUUAGGACUCAAAAUAGUAGCAACAGCAGGGAGGGCAGUGCGGAGAGGCAGUCAUUGCAGAUGACUCCACAAAGGAAGCUAAUCAAACCGCCGAGCAGCCGGCCUACUAAAGGCCAUUCAAUGCCUCCCACUAACGAUUCUGCUGCUGCCAAGUCGAGUGGUUCAAAGAUACCCGGGCGAAACAAGCCUUUAGCCUCCCCACUGAGGUUGUUUAAGGGCUCUUCCACCGACACAAGCAACAGUGGAAACUCAGGACCCUCAGGUCAGGAGAAAUCCCCCUCCUCUCCUGCGGUUAAAAUCUCCAGGUUCAUCAAGACACAGGGAGCCUGCUCACAGAGCCCCAAGGCGGUGAACUCCAAGCUCCCAGGCAGGGCUGAAUUGAGUAAGGGCCCCUCCUCCAGUUCCCCUCACCUCUCAAGGAGGCACCUGGAGUUUGCUGACCAUGGCGAGCAGCCGACCAGAGACAAACACUGUGAAACCAGCAAAAAUAAUCUCAGGUCCCCUUCUCCUCCCCCGCCCCCGGGCCGCACCACCUCCUUACUGGUCAGACCAAAUUACGAAGCGUCGCCUCAAGCACAAAAAACAUGGCAGGCUCAAACAACCACUGUGAGGGGCCCUCCCCCGAGUUACCACACCUCAAUUCUACCAAAUAUGCAAUCUACGCUUCCCAUCAAGGAUAAAGACUGUUUAGACUUGGAUGCAGGGUACGGGACUGCACUUGCACCUCAGAAACUGGUCGAGAAAACCAGUCAGCACCUUCAAAAGUCCCCCGCCACGACUCAGACACGUACUAAAGGCACUUCCAAGAGGGUGACCACGAAAGACUACCUCCCUCCUUCAAACUCAGGGUGUGCUCCAGAAACUGAAAAUGCACCUAAAAGCUCAAAGAAUGUCCCUCCCCCCUACAGUGCCCUCAGAGGGUCCUCUCUUCAGAACUCCUUUGCAAAUAAAAGAGCCUCAACCCAUGAAGGCGUCCAUCAGACAGUGCAGAAAACGUCUAUUAGUUUACCCAUAUCGCUUCAGGACACACCUCAAGCUCAAACAGAACCCCAAAAUGUCAAAGGUGUUGUCAGCCCGCCCGGCUCGGUCAUGCUUUCCCCAAACGCAACGGAAAAAGCCUCAAAAACUCGCAUCCCGAUGGGUUUUAAAGCCUUUAUCAAAUCUCCCCCCAGCCAUAAAAAUAGUCCCUCGAUACCAGGCAAGCAAGCAAAAGAUCAUAUCAACUCAGUCUCCAAGGAAACCGUGACUUCAAAUGCCUCUACCCAGUGUGACAGUAUUGAUUCCCCCCCCAAGAUGUCCCUUGCAGAAGUGAAAGGUGAGGUCCAGGGUAGAUUACUGGAGGAGGAUGCUCAUGCUGUGCUACAAGAGGAGGGGGAGCUUUGUGAGAAAGGGAAAAGGAGUAGUCAACUUUUUUCUAGGUCCAUAUCUAUCUCCACAAAGCCUCAUCUAAAGCCGGCGUUGGGGAUGAAUGGGGCCAAAGCCCGGAGCCAGAGCUUCAGCACCAACUACAUCGAGAAACCCAACAUCAAUACUGUAGAUGGGCCAGGAAAGAUCAGAACUCAGAUAAUCACCAACUCUGGUGAGAGGGGAAACUCUUUGUCGCGCCAGAGUUCCUUGGAGGUACCGGAGAGCCCGGUCCAUUCCCCCAGGUCCAGGCUCAGCCACUACGGAGGCAUGACGGGGUCAAAUACUCAGAGCGUCCACCCUGAGAAAACUUCCAAAUCAGAGGAUGGGUCACAGGGUUCAGCGAAGGGGGAGGCACUCACUUCCCCCUCUCAAAAAGAGGCACGUUGCUUACCUGUCAGUGAAAGGCUUGGUUUGAACAACAUCCGUAGGCCAGCAGCCUCUCAUUCUCAGUUUCAGCCUCCGGUGCAGGAAACGGGAGGAAUAGCAACCUUCCCUAAUGAGCCGGACUUUAGCAGGGAUGUCAAAACUCAGACAGACUCUCCAGAUACGGAGGAGAAAAAAAUCAGCCCAACAGCCUGCACGAUCGAAGAGAAAGUCAUGAUGGGAAUCGAGCAGAACCUGCAGAAAUGUCAAGAACAGGAGAAGGUCACUGCCAGCGAGACCAAACAGAAGACGGCCCCUUCUCUGGCAAACUGGUUCGGCCUCCGUAAGAGCAAACUCCCCGCUCCUAAUGGGAAGAAAGCGGACUCCCCCAAGGGCAAGGAGGAGAAGAAAGAGUCGAAAAUCGGAUCGGUGCUCGGGGGCAAACAGAAGAAGGAUAAGAAGAAAAAUGAGAACCAGCAGAGAGACGUUCAGGAGGGGGAGAACCAGUCUGACGUGAACAACAAGCUGAGCUCCAUCAUGGACCACUGCAACAACCAGAUGGGUCAGAUCGCCAGUCAGAUCCAGUGCACGACCGCGUUCAUCGGGAAAGACCAGUUUGUGAAGGAGCUUCUCGGCAGGACCGCUGUGAAGGGCAGCUGUGAGGCCGCGGCGCCGCCUGGGAUCUCCACGCCCAAGAGGCACAGCGAGAUGAAGGGGGAUAUGGAGAUCUGUCCGGAUACUGCUACUCUCAUCAUGACUCAGAAGAUCAACCUGAGGGCUGGAAAUGACGAGGGACGAAUUCCAGACACAGCUUGUCAAGACCACAUGCUAGGCUCCAGCUGUCAGAUGAGGACCCUGGACAGCGGGAUCGGUACCUUUCCUCUCCCCGACUCUGUGACCCGGGCCAGCGGUCGCCACAUCCCUAAAUCGGAAUCCAGUCCCGGAGCGGUGAGCGCCUGCUCCUCUGACCCGGAUCGGGAGCCUCCCUCUUCUCACCCAGACCCCUCACAUCCUGAUGUGAAAGUGCCUUCCCUCCCAAAACCCUGCCUGCAUGCCCCCAUCAGCAUGGGUCACUCCCUGUCCGAGCCCAGUGUGACCUGCAGCAGCGACGCCGCAGACACCCAGAGCCGCCUGCCCAAAUUAGCAUCUUCAGAUGCACUCAGGGCGAAGAGGUUGAGUCUGUGUGCUCCCCUGAGUUACACCUCCCCACAGGACAAGCAGAAGGAGACAGAGAGGAAGAUGAAAGCCAGGGACCACGAUACGGCCGGUGAACGAGCCCUUCAGGUGUGCACGUACUCGGGGAGCAGCAGCGACACGGAGACUGAGCUGGAGGAAACGGGAAGAUCCCCGCAGAGGACCCUGAUCCUCAGAUCCAAGAAGAGUGACCCAGUGGACCCGAACGAGGAGACCCUGAAGAGGAGCAUUGUGGAGAAACCCUUAUCCAUCAUGGACUUCUACCAACACGAUAUGUACUCUCAUCUGGAGAAGGACAGCAGGAGGAUCUCCCAGUACAACCUGCUGCACAAGGAGGUCUCCCUGGAUGUCAAAGCUGGAGACAUACUAAGUAAGGACAUUCCCUUGGAGAAGACGUCCGUCAGUACGCCGCCGGACUCCCUGGACCUCUCUUUAGAGUCCCUGAACAAGCUGAACGAGCGCAGCCUGUACCCGGACGCCAGCUUGGGCCGCCGCAGGGGGGACUGCCAGGCCGACGGUGGGAGGAGCGGGGAGGACUGCUGCAAGCUGGACGAGCCCUCCUCCUCCAGCUUCUCCAGCAAGCCGGGGGGGGAUCCCGUGGGCUCCCUCAGUGACUCGCUGUACGACAGCUUCUCCUCCUGCACCAGCCAGGGCUCUAACGAAGUGUAGGGCCGAGCGGGAAGAAGGCAGGGCUGCAGCACCAGUCUUUAGUUAGAUCUGCCCACUGGAUUUCAGGUAGAUAUGGAAUUAAGUGGGAAGCCUUAAGCAAGCAAAAAGAAUCCUUCCAUUGUUGUGGUUUGGCCUCAAUUUUUGGAUCUGGUUUGACUUUCACCUAUUUAUGGGAAAGACUGGACUACAGCCCUGUCCUCUGCAGAAACACAAAGCACUUAGUGGAGCUGGAGACACGAGGAUCCAAGCAAACCCCAGACCGGGACUUUUAAUACAUGGGGGCUGGAGAGCAAUACGAAACCUUCUUUCUCCCCACGCUGGGGAGCUUCUUAUCAUUGCACUGUAAGAAUACUGUACAAAGUUUGUCAGGGGAGUAAAGUGAAAGACUAUUGGAGCAGGGCGUCUUCUCGGGGCAACACCGGCGUACAGUUGCUUCGAUUGCAUUGCUAGGAAAAUAGAUUCAAACCUAAGGUGUCAUUUUAUUGUUUGCUGCUAGGCCCAAUCAAGUUGCCGAAUAUGGAAUUUGUUUCCUUCUGUGAUGCAAUACUUUUCCAAACUAAUCACAACAGACUUUUAUUUUCAGUGAUCUUUAAAGGUAAAACCCGUUGCCAAUGUGUGUUAUUUUGAGCAGGAGCUGUGCGAAACGCUCUUCCGUUUAGCAGCAGACUCUAAUUAACUUAAAGCAGGUUAUGUUUCCUUGUGGCAUAUUUCCAAAAAUAAAAGAGGUUUCAAUUUGAGACAGGUACACAGGUAAAGCAAAUGACCCCGAGUCAUUGUCGGUAGCUCAGGGAACAUAUGUAGAUUGUAAGAAUUCCACUGCAGCCAUCAGGAAGCUACACUCCAGAAUCCAAACCGCUUAGCUUAUAGCCACACGUAGCACCUGAACUCGCCUCACCUCAGUUUCCCUUUCCUAGCUGUGUACUAUGUUGUAUAUAAAAAUGACUAUAAGUUAAUAUCAGAAUGGGCAUUGCUGAUUGAUAUAUGCAAAUGAGGAGAAAAACAUGUUUGCCAAUCAUUCAACCACGUCUACUGUUUGGAAAGGACAUGUGUGUUUUUCUUUAGGGGUUCUUGUUCAAAGCGAAAUCUUUAUUUUGAUCGAUGAGAGCUUACUCUAAAUAUUGUAUCACUUUAUUUUAAAGACAUAUUUGAGGUGAAGUUAUGCCAAAUUUCUCUCUGGAAUUUGACCAGCUGGUGCUAAUCAACGGAGCCGACUGUGUUUCCAUUUUUCUAUGAAACUGUUAAUAUUGUAUGAAGAGAGUCUCAAGAGGACUUGUGUAUUUUUCUAGAUGUCCAGUAUUUAUACCCACAUUUUGUACUGUCAGACUGUAGUGUGAUGUCAUGCUUCACCUCUCUCCUUAAAUGUCCCUUUGUAAAGAGAAAUGGUUACCGGCAGUGUUACUUUGGUAAUUAUUAUUAAUGUUAUUAUUGUUACUGUGUGCAAUUCUGUCUGUUACACCAGACUGUAAUGCUAUAUUUUAUGUAACUAUUUCCUAAAUAAAUAUGAGAACUAUUUCCUAUUUCAAACUGA
Molecule: messenger RNA, 7568 nt
Organism: Eleginops maclovinus (Patagonian blennie)
Lineage: Eukaryota; Metazoa; Chordata; Actinopteri; Perciformes; Eleginopidae
Product: nck-associated protein 5-like
Exons: 18
Coding region: 395-6040 (1881 amino acids)
Biological process (GO): microtubule bundle formation; microtubule depolymerization
Cellular component (GO): microtubule plus-end
Source: RefSeq, a predicted model, not a curated record